AUGGCGAGAGAGAAACAGAGUAAAGCAUGGGAGAGACUCAUGUGGGACUUCAAGAGACUGCAGAAAGAUCCUCCCGUGGGGAUAAGUGGUGCUCCUCAAGAUAACGAUAUCAUGCUCUGGAACGCUCUCAUCUUUGGACCUAAUGACAGUCCACGGGAUGGAGGUACCUUCAAGUUGACUCUUCAGUUCACCGAGGACUACCCGAACAAACCACCAGUAGUUCGGUUUGUUUCACGAAUGUUUCAUCCAAACAGAUUUGCUUGGAUUACAAAACUAAUGGAGUCCAAUAUACGAUGUUUCUGCAAUACUCACAUCAAUCCUGUCUCUGCUUCGUGACCCAAAUCCUAGUUCGCCAGCAAACUCCGAAGCUGCAAGGUUGUUCAUUAAGAACAAGCAAGAAUAUAACAGGAGAGUAAUGGAGAUUGUGGAGCAGAGCUAUGUAUAUUAACAUUAUUCAAUAUUUGUAUUUGACUAUUGAGUAGUAAUUGGAGAUUUGAAAUAGUUUUAUCCAAAAUAUAUUUGAUAACUAUGAAUAAACGAAGAAACACAUCUCAAAUGAAGAGACAGAGAAGAAAAAAAAAAACAGAACACAAUUACAUAACCAAGCAAAUAAAAUAUUUGGUGUCUUCCAAACCAAACUUAGGAACGCGUUUCAACUAUGUACCUUGAACAAGCAUUCAAACCAAAA
This is a messenger RNA of Brassica rapa (field mustard), 688 nucleotides long. RefSeq names its product ubiquitin-conjugating enzyme E2 3. The record is from RefSeq and is a predicted model, not a curated record. Lineage: Eukaryota; Viridiplantae; Streptophyta; Magnoliopsida; Brassicales; Brassicaceae.